GUUUGGAAUAAACUGUAGAAGCAAAAUAUCCAUAUAUUUUGGUGAGAGGAGAAAUAUUCUUCGAUUGAUUUUAUUUUUUCUGAAGUGAUGACGGAAGAAUUAGGACAAUCCUCACAUGACUUCUCAGAAGAAAGUAAAUUCAAUGAACACAAACGAAUUCAUACAGGGGAGAAACUUUAUCCCUGUGAUAUCUGUGGGAAAGUAUUCUCUCAAAGUAAAUGUUUAACUAGACAUAAACGUAUUCAUACAGAAGAGAAACGACAUCACUGUGAUAUCUGUGGUAAAUCAUUCUCUCAAAACACUACCCUAACUACGCACAAACGGGUUCAUACCGGGGAGAAACCUUAUCACUGUGAUAUCUGUGGUAAAUCAUUCUCUGAUGGCAGUAGCUUUACCAAACACAAGCGUAUUCAUACUGGUGAGAAACGACAUCACUGUGACAUCUGUGGUAAAUCAUUCUCUUCUGCAAGAAACUUGAUUGCACACGAGCAUAUUCAUACAGGGGAGAAACCAUAUCAAUGUGAUAUCUGUGGUAAAUCUUUCCCUGAAAUCUAUGGCUUAACUAAACACAAACGUAUUCAUACAGGAGAGAAACCUUAUCAUUGUGAUAUCUGUGGUAAAUCUUUCUCUGAUGGAAGUAGCUUAACGAAACACAAACGUAUUCAUACUGGUGAGAAACCAUAUCACUGUGAUAUCUGUGGUAAAUCUUUCUCUAUAAAUCACUAUUUAACCCAACACAAACGGGUUCAUACAGGGGAGAAACCUUUUCACUGUGAUAUCUGUGGUAAAUCAUUCUCUCAAAACACUGCCCUAACUACACACAAACAGGUUCAUACAGGGGAGAACCCAUAUCACUGUGAUAUCUGUGGUGAAUCAUUCUCUGAUGGCAGUAACUUAAAUGAACACAUACAUACUCAUACAAGUUAGAAAAUCAUAAUUUAACUAAACACAAGCAUAUUCAUAUUGAAAUCAUUGCUGAUUUAAACACAAGUGCAUUCCUUAUCAAUUGGAUUCGUAGCAUAGUAAUAAUUUUUUCACUACAAUCAUCAUCAUCAUCAUCACCAUCAUCAUUGAACAUCCACUUUUCCAUGCUUCUAUGGAUCACAUAGAAUUCAUUGAUGGAGAUUCUCUGCAGCUGGAUGCCUGCCUUUCUUGUCACCAAUCCUCACUUGUUUCCAAGCAAGGAAAUAUUUUCCAUGGUGAGACAUAUUUUCUGCAAAAGACUUGAAAUGAACAACUGCAUUUGUAUGAGAAAGGUGGUCAUUUACUAGUAUCGUGUGAUAUCCAGUGAAGGGUACACACACAGACACACAUCUAUAAAUAUAUACAUAUUUAAAAAGCAUCCAUUAUGCUCUUGGAGUGGUUGGCAUUAGGAAGAGCAUCCAGCCAUAUACACACUGCCAAAUCAGAGUGCAACUUCGUGCAGUUCUGUGGCUUGCCAAUUCCAGUCGAACUGUCUAACCCAUGCCAGCAUGGAAAGUAAACAAUAAAUGGUGACGUAUGUAUGAAUAAUUUCUAAUGGGAGAUAUCUGACUUGUUUCCCUUCCUCUCUAUAUAAAAUUUUGUAAUUCCUGUUAGCAAAUGAAACACAUGUAAUGAUGAAUAAAUAAUACCAAAAACUUUUUUCAAUCUCCUCUUGUGUUAUAUACUUACUCUGCAAAACUAUUUUUCCAGUAUUUAUCAAUUCUUAAGACAUACCUGACUCAAGUAUAACAUCUAAUGUACAACUUUGGAGUAGUGGAGUCAGCAUGUAUACUUCAAGAUGACACAAUUUAGAUUAUA
This is a messenger RNA of Octopus sinensis (East Asian common octopus), 1782 nucleotides long. RefSeq names its product zinc finger protein 675-like. Gene Ontology annotation, biological process: regulation of transcription by RNA polymerase II. Gene Ontology annotation, cellular component: transcription regulator complex; PcG protein complex. The transcript has 2 exons. The record is from RefSeq and is a predicted model, not a curated record. Lineage: Eukaryota; Metazoa; Mollusca; Cephalopoda; Octopoda; Octopodidae. The coding region runs from base 88 to 927 and encodes 279 amino acids. Gene Ontology annotation, molecular function: RNA polymerase II cis-regulatory region sequence-specific DNA binding; DNA-binding transcription factor activity, RNA polymerase II-specific.